UUCCCUCCUCUCCUCUCCUCUGGUCCUUCCCUUUGAUUCAUACCUCUUUUGCUCCUCCCUCAUGGCCCGUCUCUAUUGCCUCGCUCACCUUCUGGUUCUUCACUUUUCCCUCUUCACUCCAACCCUCUCUCUCUCCCCAGCAAGCACACUCAUUUUCGCCCUCCAAACGCAAGCGACCCCGCACGGGCUGUUGCCCAGAGCUUCUCCCACGGACAAGCUCCCUUUCUACCACAACGUCACCCUCACCAUCUCGCUCGCCGUGGGCUCGCCCCCGCAGCGAGUCACCAUGGUCCUCGACACCGGGAGCGAGCUCCCUUGGCUCCACUGCAGGAGAUCGCGCGACCUCCGCUCCGUCUUCGACCCGCUCUCCUCGAGAACCUACUCGCCCGUCCCUUGCUCCUCGGUCGCUUGCCUGACCAGGACCCGGGACCUGCCCGUGCCCGGCUCCUGCGAUCCGAACAAGCUCUGCCACACCGCCAUCUCCUAUGCGGACGCGACCUCGAUAGAGGGCAACCUCGCGUCCGAUACCAUAUCCGUGGGGUCGUCCUCCCGAGCGGGGUUCCUGUUCGGGUGCAUGGACUCGGGCCAAAGCAGCAACAAGGAAGAGGAUUCCAAGACCACCGGGUUGAUGGGCAUGAACCGCGGCUCGCUGUCUUUCGUCACUCAAAUGGGCUUUCCCAAGUUCUCGUAUUGCAUCUCGGGCUUCGGUUCAACGGGGAUUUUGCUCUUCGGCGACGCGAGCUUCGCAUGGCUCAAGGCGUUGAGUUACACGCCACUGGUCCAAAUGUCCAUGCCCUUGCCGUAUUUCGACCGGGUGGCGUACACGGUCCAACUGGAGGGGAUAAAGGUUUCCGAUAAGCUCUUGCCCCUCCCGAAAUCGGUCUUCGUGCCGGAUCACACGGGGGCGGGCCAAACGAUGAUCGAUUCGGGCACCCAAUUCACCUUCCUUCUAGGGCCAGUCUACGCUGCGCUGAAGAACGAGUUCACACGGCAAACGAAGGGCGUGUUGCGGGCCUUGGAAGACCCAAAUUUCGUGUUCGAAGGCGCGAUGGACACGUGUUUUCUAAUCGGCCCGGACCGACGGGGUCUGCCCGGUUUGCCCCGAGUAAGCUUAGUAUUGCGGGGGGCGGAGAUGAGCAUCCCGGGCGAGAGGCUACUGUACCGGGUGCCCGGCUCGACGAGGGGGAUCGAUCUGGUGUAUUGCUUCACUUUUGGGAACUCCGACUUAUUGGGACUGGAGGCGUUUGUGAUUGGUCAUCAUCAUCAACAGAACAAGUGGAUGGAGUUCGAUUUGGCCAAGUCGAGAGUUGGAUUGGCCGACGUUAGGUGUGAUCUUGCCAGUCAACGGUUAGGGAUGACUUCAUAGUUUCAAUCGCAUUGCGUAACCAGCAACGUCGGGAAUGUCGAGAUUAAUAUCCAAUUAAUAUAUCAA
Messenger RNA from Rhodamnia argentea, 1432 nucleotides. Its product is annotated as aspartic proteinase PCS1-like. The record is from RefSeq and is a predicted model, not a curated record. The transcript has a single exon. Gene Ontology annotation, molecular function: aspartic-type endopeptidase activity. Gene Ontology annotation, biological process: proteolysis. Lineage: Eukaryota; Viridiplantae; Streptophyta; Magnoliopsida; Myrtales; Myrtaceae. Bases 62 to 1366 code for a protein of 434 amino acids.